This is a messenger RNA of Coffea eugenioides, 609 nucleotides long. Its product is annotated as pathogenesis-related protein 1C-like. Gene Ontology annotation, cellular component: extracellular region. The record is from RefSeq and is a predicted model, not a curated record. The coding region runs from base 1 to 609 and encodes 202 amino acids. NCBI's taxonomy places the organism in Eukaryota, Viridiplantae, Streptophyta, Magnoliopsida, Gentianales, Rubiaceae. The transcript has a single exon.
AUGGAAGAAUCUUGGAAAACUUGUAGGAGUAAUAGUCAUUUCAUCGCCUCGAUCAUCAUCAUCAUAAUGAUGUCAUCAUGCAUCUUAGCAGUUAAUUCCUCCUCCAUGCAAAACCAAUGCCAAGGGCAUCAAAUACAACGUCCACCAACCCUGGCACCGCCAUCGUUAUUAACAGCAGAUGAUGAAGCAUUUCUAGCAGACCACAACAAAGUCCGCCUCCACGCCGGCGAACCGCCUUUCGUGUGGGACGCCAAGCUGGCCUCUUAUGCCCGGGUAUACGCCCAAAAGCGCAAGCAAGACUGCGACUUGAUCCACUCCGACGGUCCCUACGGGGAGAACAUCUUCUGGGGUGAGGGAAACCACUGGGGGGCGGCUGACGCGGUUCGGCUGUGGGUGAGGGAACAUCGCUACUAUGACCGGGCCACAAUUAGCUGCAAGCCCGGAAAAGUCUGCGGGCAUUAUACCCAAAUCGUGUGGAGAGAGAGCGUGAGGCUGGGAUGUGCUCGUGUGGAAUGCUCCAAUGGUGAUACUUUUGCAAUAUGUUCCUAUGAUCCUCCUGGAAAUUACGUUGGGGAUGACCCUUUCGCUUUCAAUGAUAACACCAAUUAG